Molecule: messenger RNA, 447 nt
Organism: Microtus oregoni (creeping vole)
Lineage: Eukaryota; Metazoa; Chordata; Mammalia; Rodentia; Cricetidae
Gene: Cimip3
Product: GUCA1A neighbor
Exons: 2
Coding region: 1-447 (148 amino acids)
Source: RefSeq, a predicted model, not a curated record
AUGACCGAAGUGGAUGCUGGGCUGAGCCUUCAGGAGGAUGAGGAUGAAGCAAAUCAAAGUCCGAGUCCCCUGUUUUCAGGCCUGCCAACUUUCUCCUUCAUUCUCUCUCCUCAGGACUCACAAAAAUCCUCAAUCCCCAGCCAUGGGCAAAAGAUGCCAUCAGGCAAAAAGGUGAAGAAGGCGUCAUCACCGCCCUUGUCACAGACGUGGAAACGAGACCAGGAGCAAUCUCUGGCGGCAGCCUUUGUACCUGUAGUGGUGGAUCCUCGGGGGCAGAACCCGGAUAAAUGCAGGUUCAAUUUCUACACCUCCCAGUAUUCCAACUCUCUGAACCCCUUCUACACCUUGCAGAAGCCCACCUGUGGCUACCUGUACCGCAGGGAGACUGACCACACCCGCAAACGUUUUGACGUUCCUCCAGCAAAUCUGAUCUUGUGGCGCAAAUAG